This is a messenger RNA of Penaeus monodon (black tiger shrimp), 1194 nucleotides long. RefSeq lists its product as uncharacterized. Bases 213 to 935 code for a protein of 240 amino acids. The record is from RefSeq and is a predicted model, not a curated record. NCBI's taxonomy places the organism in Eukaryota, Metazoa, Arthropoda, Malacostraca, Decapoda, Penaeidae. The transcript is spliced from 2 exons.
AAACACGCACAUUUUUUUUUUUUUUUAUGCCGGCCACACACAGUUUUUUAACUGACAGUUAUAACUGAGCAGUUAUAACUGUCAGUUAAAACUGCACGUGUGUGGCCGGCCUUACAUACUUGAACUGCGCAGUUAAACCGACGGGGAGAAGGAGGGGAAGCCUAAAGCCGGGGAUUUUUGCUCAGUCUUCACCACGUGUCUGAGGCGGAAGGAUGUCGGAUUUGCGGAAUUUCUCAAGGGCGUUCGUGCAGGAUUUCAUCGACCUGUACCGCGGCCACGAAUGCCUUUGGAAAAUGAAGAGCAGAAGUUACUCGGACAGAAACAUGAAGAGAUUGGCUUACGAAAAACUUGUCGGGAAGCUGAGGGAAGUGGAUCCCACGGCAGACCGGGAGGCAGUUGUGAAGAAAAUAAACAACCUUAGGAGUGCUUAUAGGAAAGAGCUGAGGAAAGUGGCAGAUUCAAAGAGGUCGGGAGGGGACAGCGUAUACUCUCCCAAGCUGUGGUAUUUCCAUCUUCUGAGUUUCUUGCUGGACCAAGAAAGUCCGCGGGCAGCAACUUCUAACCCGGAGACAUAUGUGGAUCAGGAGACGAAAGGGUCAGCGGAGCCGCAAGAAAAAGCAAAGGAGGAACGAACGCCACCUCCUGCGGCACACCCCGAGCGGCAGACCAACACAUCGGGACAGACAAGGCUACAGAAGAGGCUGAGGGAGGAACACACCAACCCUGUACUGGACUCAGCUACUGGACGCCUUCACCAUAAGACCGAGGAUGAUUUUGACAUCGCAGGGAAACACGUGGCUUCGAAGUUAAAAAUACUCUCUCAGGAUCAACGUAUAUAUGCAGAGAGACUGAUUGCUGAGGUAUUGUUUGAAGCUCAGUUGGGUAAUCUCAGUAGAGAAUGCAAAUUAACUGUUAAGAAAAAUCUGUCUGAUUAAAAAAAGCUGACUCAUGACAACCGCACACAGACUGUUGAAAGUUAAGAUAACAUUUCAAAGUCUUUUUGGCUUUUAUAUUCACUGAUCCAAUAUUCAGUAGUUUUCCAGUGAGUACAUGAUUUCUCCAUUAAAGUCUGCAGAGAUUGCCCGGUGAGUCUCAUUAUUUUCGAGCUAUGCUUUAUGGGUUAUCCACAGUAUAAUUAGCUGCAUUAGUCUGUAUUUAAUUAAUUUUUAUUUCACUAUUAUCAUAUGCAAAAAG